CUAAAACUCAGAACGAGGUUUUUAUGUGCAAGUGAGGCUGCAAAACGGAUAUCGUUAUAAAUGCAACAAAUACCGAAGACUGACCGAACGAGAUGAAGUAAGCAAUUAAAAAAACAACAACAAAACUUCAACUCCACAAUGAUCGCCUCUCCUUGCUGCCUCUAAAUUUGUAAAACAUUUGUUUUCCCCCCGAACGUUGGUUCCACGAUGAUCCCCACUCUCUUAGCCUCCAGCCGGCUGGUCCUGCUUCUGCUGCUAGUGGUUUAUCAGCAGUCCGGCUGCAGCCCCAGUCCCCCAGUCCCCACUAUGGACUGCACCGCAGUGCAGUGCCUCCCACUGGAGACUGCCUGCAUUGAGGAGGGAGCCCCUAGUGGAGACAGAGGAACACUGCAGCACAGCAGCCCUGACACAGCCAGCUGCUGCCCUGUGUGUUUAAAGAAGGGGUGCAGGUGUCGGGGGUACCAGCUGUGGGACUGCAUUUCUGCAGGUUACACUGAGGGCACCGUCCCGGCCGGGGGGUCCUACCUGGUAGAUUCGGGGAGCACCGAAUGCAGCUGCCCCGCCAGGGUUGGGGGCGAGAUUGAAUGUCGUUUCCUUCCUUGUCCCGAGCUCCCCCCGAACUGCUUGGAAGUGUGGGACCCCCUGGAGGAACCCCAAAGUGUCCAGGGGGGCGUGGGGUGUCCGCAGUGUAAAAAGACGGGAUGUGUCAUUGAUGGCAGGGAGCUGGAAGAGGGGGAGUCCUUCGCAGUGCCUCCCUGCAAGGUGUGCUCCUGCCUGGGGAGUGGGGCGCUGCAGUGUACCCCAGAAAAAGACUGUGAGGGAUGGAAGGACGGUGCAGGGGCCACGAAGGGAAGUGGAGGCCCCCAGCCUGCCCUUUUGGGGGCCCCCACGCAGCCCAAGAAAAAGCUAAAACACUUGACUCAGCUUUCCCAGAGAGGGGCCCCCAGGAGCCCCCAGGGGGCGAAGCAUGCUGAAAAGCAGGAGAGGGCCGAGACUAUGGCCUCGCGGGGGGGCGCUCAGAUUUUAGGGGCCUUGCGGAGUGAAGCAGAGAAAGGACCUUGGGUGACGCAGGUAAGGGCCAGCAGGGUAAGCUGGCCCCUUAGGACGGACCAAGGGGCCACGCAGUUUGAUAGACAGGAGAGGGUCGAGUCCACAGAAUCACUUGGCCAAAAUGUGCGUUUAGGGGCCACGCACACCAGGAAUGGCAUAACGCAGCCAGGGGCCACACACAGGGUAAUUUGGCCCCUAAAGAUAGAUCAAAGGGCCACACAGACUGAAGAACAAGAACAGGAGGCUUCCAACAGAAUAGGGGACUCCGGGGUCUCAAACACUGGGGCCACAAGAAGGGGCCACUUUAGAAGCAGUACGAGGGCCACAGAGCAGCACAGUGGUAACAGGGUUGUCAGUGUUACUGUGGAGGGCCCUAGAUCAGUGACAGUAGGGGCCACAUUUAAAGUACAACACGGAGAGUCACAAUCAGGGGCAACGCCAUCUGAGAGAAAGGAAGCUGGGUCAGGGGCCUCCCAGGGGCCACAGACAGGGGCCACACACAGGAGGAGAAGGCCCCAGAUUAUGGGGAUAGUGGGGAGAAUAGGCGUGACAAGCAAGCCAGAGGAAAAACCAGGGGCCACGCACGUUUCGGGGGACACAGGUUUGCAGCAGAGAUCGUUUCCUGCAGCUCCGGGUUCGACACAGGUGCCCCAGACAAGUGGACAGGGGGCCACACUGCGGAGAGGAUCAAAGGAGGGGCCACACACAGUUCAACAGACUGGGAACCAGACAGUGAUGUCACAAUCCUCUCUCGACCCUUGCUGCGCAGAGGGACACCGAUUGGCUGCUGAGAACAGGAAGUGCACAGAGGCCCCGUCCACCGGCAAGGAAACAGACACCUGCAGGGUGACCCGAAUGUUCUGCUGUCUCACAGCAACGGAGGAAGGGGUGUGCCAGGCGGGCGUCACUGCUGCCAGACAAGGGGGUGGAGUCUGCCAGGGACAGCCAAUGGGAAGCUGUGCUGAUGACACUGCCAGACUCUGCUGUGAGUGCUGUGCUCUGGGUAUGAGAGCUCUCUCCCUCUCCCUGCCCUGCUCCCUCUCCCCCUCCGCUCCUCCUCUCCCCCUCUCCUGCACACACUCCUUCAUCACCUGCUGUGAGGGGGAGGGGCUGAGCCGCAGGGAGCCUCGAGGACCACAGGGGGCGCACAGGAGCACAGGGGCGCAGGAGGGACAAAGGGGGUCCAUUCCUGAUCGAUGUCAAGGUCUCUUGAACCCUUGUUCACAGUUCUGCACUGACACCGGCCAGUCCCUGCUCUGCUCCUGUUUCCCUGGUUACCAGCUCAACUCUGACCUCAAGAGCUGCAAAGAUAUUGAUGAGUGUAUCACAGGUCAGCACUCCUGCUCCCGGCUCCAACGCUGUAUAAACUCUCCGGGUUCGUUUCGCUGCAGUCUGGAAUCGGAGGUCUGUCCGCAGGGCUACGCUCCCAACCACAGGGGGCGCUGUUCAGAUACAAACGAGUGUGACACUGACCCUGCCCCCUGCACUCCUGGCUUCAACUGCGUCAACACCAUUGGCUCCUUCACCUGUCAUAGACACAUCAUCAGCUGUGGGCGGGGCUACCAUGCCAGUGAGGAUGGAACCCGAUGCACAGAUGUUGAUGAGUGUGUCACAGGUGUGCAUCGCUGUGCCGACAGUCAGAUUUGUACCAAUGCUCCAGGGACGUACCGCUGUCAGUGUGCGAGGGGAUACCAGGCUGAGCAGAACUCCCGGAGAUGUGAGGAUAUUGAUGAGUGUGCUCAGAACUCGGGACGGGUUUGCGCUCAGAACUGCCACAACACCCCCGGGUCCUACCACUGCCGCUGCGAGGGAGGGUACAGCCUGGCUGCAGACAACAGGAACUGUCAAGAUGUGAACGAGUGUGAGAGCUCCCCUUGCAGUCAGGAAUGUGCCAAUGUGUUUGGGUCGUACCACUGCUACUGCCAGAAAGGGUUUGUAUUGAACCAGAAGGACAAGACAACCUGUGAAGAUAUUGAUGAGUGCUCCCUUCACGGCUCCCCCUCUCUCUGCUCCUAUCGCUGUGUGAACUCUCCUGGCAGCUUCCACUGUGCCUGUCCUGAGCUCGGGUACGAGCUGGCCAGCAAUGGCAGAAACUGCAGAGAUCAGGAUGAAUGUGCUCUGGGGACCCACAACUGCACCUCACCCGAGAGCUGCUUCAAUAUCGAGGGGGGGUUCCGGUGCCUGUCAGUGCAGUGCCCCCCGGGGUACCUGAGAACAGAGGAGCAUGUGUGUGAGAGGGAGUCCUGCUCGCACUCAUCCUUCUCCUCCCAGCUGCAGUGCCAGUCUCUCCCACAGAGGGUCUCAUUCCACCAGCUCUCCUUCCCCUCGUCCCUGCGGACCCCCGUCCCCAUCUUCCGCAUCGCCCCGAGCCCCCCUGUGUUCUCGGGGGACCGCGUGGAGAUACGCAUCGUCGGGGGCAACGAGGAGGGUUUCUUCUCUGCGCGGAGCUCCGACCGGUACAGCGGCCUGGUCUCGGUGCUGGCCUCCCCCCCCUCAGUGCCGCGGGACUUCCUGCUGCUGGUGGAGAUGACCCUGCAGCGCCACGGAGCCCCCACCAGGUUCCAGGCACAACUGCGGGUGUUUGUCACCCCCCCGCCGCUGUAGAGAGGUGGGAUCGAGAGGAGAAUGAGUUUGUGGAAACGAGAGAUGUUUUUUGGUAAAAUUAUUUAUCAAAUGAUAGUGAGUUUGGGAGGCAGACAGACAGACAGACAGACACACACACACACACACACACACACACAAACAAACACACACACACACACACAGACAGACACGCACACAGACACACACACAGACACACACAGACAGACAGACACACACACACACAGACAGACACGCACACAGACACACACAGACACACACAGACAGACAGACACACACACACACAGACAGACAUGCACACAGACACACACACACACACACACACACACACACAGACACACACAGACACACACAGAGACACACACACACACACAGACAGACAGGAUCGUUUUUUUUAACCGUAUGUUUUUUGAUGUAUUUCUUUUUAAGUUUUGGAUGGAGGCUUUCAAAUGAUUUCAGAGAGAGAGAGACAGACCUGUUUUAAAAAACUGAAUUAUUUGGUAAUUUUUAUAUAUUAUAUAAGAAACUUCUGUAAGAAUUUGCUUGAAUAUCUUACAACUUUUAAUUUAGGAUGGGAGUGAAAUUCUUCAGCAAAGAAGAGGAGAGGAUGAAUGAGGGGAGAGUGAGUGUGGGGAGAUGAGAGGAGGAGAGGGAAAGACAGAGAGAAGUGAGGAGGGAAGAGAGUGAAGAGACCUGCUUGUCCAAUUGUGCUGAAACUUGCUGAGGCCCUUCUUGAGCAGCAGUUAUUGAGAGAAUACCUUUCUUUUGAUGUUUCAGCUGUGAUUUUGAAUAAGUGUCAGUGACAGGCUAUUUACAGUGUUGUGAAAGAUUGCAUUUUGUAUCUGAAUAUGUAUUUAUCAUGUGAAUAUUUGGUGUAAUUCUUUUUGAAUAUAUGCGAGCAGCUGUGGUCAAAAGUUUUGCAUCACCUAGAAUUUUAGGAUUGAGACAUAAUUAAAAAAAAAACACCUAUAUGAACAUCAUGUAAUCAAAUAAACUACAAAAUGAUAUCGCAAAAAAAGUCUACUGGAAGCCAUAAUAGUAGUACAGUAAUAUUUCAUGUUAGAUUUCGAAACGUCACAUUUUUCAAUUUGUUAGAUUUUCGUGAACUAGAUGGGGAAACUCGUCAUGUUAUUCAGCAGCUUUCAUUCCACUUCAUGAAGCACAAUCAGUUCAUUCUGCAUAGAGGGGAAUGGUAAACUUUUGCCCACAGCUGUAUGUGUAGGCUGUGGGAUCCUGUGCUACGAAUUUUCAAUGUGUUUGUUUAAUAUGCUUGUAUGUUAUUUUGUUGCAAUGCAGAUACUGUUUUCAUGGGAGUUGUAUAGCUGUUGUAAUCUAUGGGGGUUUUCAUGUGUUAAAAUUCAGAUUAUAAAAACAGAUCUUAGAAGCAAAAAAAAAAAACGAUUUGUAUUUUAUUGCAAGAAACAAAUAUACAAAAAGCACUUAAAUGUUUAAAAUACUUUCAUAAAGGAAACCACCAAAAAUCAGAACCCCUUUUAGUACAAAUUAGCUUUAUAAAAAUGGACUAUUUCUGUGUUUUAUACAGUUGUACAUGUACGUCCUCUUUUUGCCAGUAAUGAAAUUGUAUUUAUGGGUAUAUGUCUGCUCACUAAAGUACUGUAUAAAAGACUAAUAAUCAGAAUAAUAAUGGUUAAAAUAAUAAAAGUUUCCUUAAAGUUUGACGCUACAAUAUAAUUCCUUCUUGUCGGUGUCUGUGUUAGUGUAAUACAUUCUGUCAAUUUCAUUAAAGCUGCAGACAGACAGACAGACAGACAGACAGACAGACAGACAGUGCCCCACAAUCCUGUUCAGUGUGAUAAUUCCUUCUUGGUGUCUUUAAGUUUACUUCAGUAGUCUGUGAAUGGCAUUAAUUUGUACUCACGGUAUUCUUUUUGGGCUGUCCAGUUUGUUUACAUUCCCUAGUAUUUUAGGUCUUUAACCCUGUGCUGCCUUCGGAAAAUGUGCAUAUCUGGUUGUGAAUAUGAACACUUUGUGUUUAAUUGCUUUUAGCUUUUAAACCGUAAAUCAGAAAUUAAAACCCAAUACAAACAAUUCUGAUUAAAACAUC
Messenger RNA from Acipenser ruthenus (sterlet), 5716 nucleotides. RefSeq names its product fibulin-2-like. The transcript has 15 exons. The coding region runs from base 208 to 3654 and encodes 1148 amino acids. The record is from RefSeq and is a predicted model, not a curated record. Gene Ontology annotation, molecular function: calcium ion binding. Gene Ontology annotation, cellular component: extracellular region. Lineage: Eukaryota; Metazoa; Chordata; Actinopteri; Acipenseriformes; Acipenseridae.